AUGAAUUCACUUGCAGUACUGUGUAUACAAACACUUUUGCUUAAAGAGGAUCUGAUUUUAUCAUCCACUGACAUUGACAAUCAUGACAAUCGUUUGCCACUUCCUAUAAGUACUGUUCAAACGAAAUUGAGCGCAUAUUGCAAAAAUCCAGUCUAUUCUCGGACAACAGUAAAGGACCUCAUUGAUCGAUUGUGUAAAAAGAAGAUUAUUGCAGUUCGUCAAUAUACGCCUACAGAGCCAGGCACUCUAAUUCUGUACUACACUUUAGCAUCACAACAGCAAAUUCCAGGAACAAUUGCAAUAGCUACUCCUUCAAAACCAUCCAAAACCAUAUCUAAUGUUGCAUUUCAAAGUGCCAAAAAACUGACACCAACUUCUAAUGACGACCUGGCUCUUGCUGAUACACCUAAAAAGUCUUUUGAAUUCCAAUCUGCUAAAGGAUUCAAACAUGAAUUGUCGAAUGAUUCCAAAACCACGACUGUAAUGGACUAUGCUUGUCAUUCCGUCGAUAGUAUUAUGUCAGAUGACAAUAUAGGUUUUAAAACAGCCAAGGAUAUUGCUACAGAUACACUUGUCUCUAAACCAGACAUAUGUACAUAUACUACCAACACCGUGUCUGAUGAAAGUGCACAGUCAGAUUUAUCAGAGUUUCAACUUGCAAAUGCACUUUCAAAAAAAUCAAUCGCUCAAGCAAUCGAUGCUCCAAAUUCCAAUACGACCCUAUUGAGAUCUAUGGAUGCAUCGGAACAUCUCAGUGCUAAUGAUGAGCUUGAAAAAACACAGAUAUCUGCUUGCAUUUUGGCAUCAAAUGAACAAGCUUUGCCUACAGUUGAAAUAGAAAAAACAGUAGAUCCAGAGCCAAUCGCUAUACCGGUAGAACCCACUGCAACUCCAACCAAAAUCCCUUCUAAGCGCAAGUCAUGUUGGAACACUCCAUUUAAAUCACCUUUAGCAAACAGUUCAAGAAAAUCGACCGUAACAACAAAGCCAUCAGUAUUCAAAUCUGCCAAGCCACCAGUAAAACCUAUUUUUUCUACUCCCACAGUCCCCACUACACCAGCUCGGGAAUCGAUUGCGGAAGCAAGCACUUCUGAAAUCUGCCCAGCAUUCAAGCCAGCAUCGGCAAUAGCAUAUCAAGUAUCGACACCCAAGUCCAAGUUUAAAUCCUCCACGUCGUCAAGCUCACUUCCACUUUCAUCGCGACCCAUGCGGACUCCACUUUCUAUGCAUAAUAAUAACAAUUUACCAAUAACUCCGUUGAAUGCUCGCCAUGCAUCUGGAAAAAAGGACUUUCAAAGCCCACUGGCUAGAACCGAUCCAGCAAUGCAGGAAAAAAAAGCACUUGAUCGAGCCAUUGAAGACUUGACAUGCCUUAAACGCAAAUACGAGUUGUAUCAAUCCUAUAAAGAAAAUGCAAGUAUAACUAACGAAAUUACCAAAGUUGAUCGACUGAUUGCUAAAUGGAAAGGUGUUUGUCAAGAUACUCUUUUGGACCUUCGCACUCAGAUUGGAGAAGUUGCGAUUCCAAAAAAGAAGCAAACAUCCAAUCCAUUUUUUGAUCGUUCUGAUUCAACAAAAGGAGUGGGUAUUCAUCCCAGUCGUGCACAUUCUUGGUGCGCUCAAUUUCCUGACUAUGAAAAUGAAGAUAGUGAAACAGGGAGCAGUGGUGGUGGAAUGUUUAACACCGAUCGGAUUUACCAAGAACGUCCAAGGAUUCUUAAACUGAUUGAGCUUGCAAACAUGUGCCAAUUUGAUAUUCACAUGAUUGGCAAAUAUGAUGAGAUGGACGAUGAUUUUGUUUAA
Batrachochytrium dendrobatidis JAM81 is the source of this 1803-nucleotide messenger RNA. RefSeq lists its product as uncharacterized. NCBI's taxonomy places the organism in Eukaryota, Fungi, Chytridiomycota, Chytridiomycetes, Rhizophydiales. The record is from RefSeq and is a predicted model, not a curated record. The coding region runs from base 1 to 1803 and encodes 600 amino acids. The transcript has 4 exons.